Molecule: messenger RNA, 2792 nt
Organism: Arachis stenosperma
Lineage: Eukaryota; Viridiplantae; Streptophyta; Magnoliopsida; Fabales; Fabaceae
Product: dolichol-phosphate mannosyltransferase subunit 1-like
Exons: 11
Coding region: 1208-1690 (160 amino acids)
Biological process (GO): protein O-linked glycosylation via mannose; GPI anchor biosynthetic process
Cellular component (GO): endoplasmic reticulum membrane
Molecular function (GO): dolichyl-phosphate beta-D-mannosyltransferase activity
Source: RefSeq, a predicted model, not a curated record
AAAGCCCUAGCUAACUCCUUCUUUGUGCCCUGCCCUAACUUCUCCUUCGAAAGCCCCAAUGGCAACCACCAAUCUCCGUUGUGCCUCACCGCUGCCCCCUUCGAAAGCCCUAGCUAACCCUUCUUCAUUGUGCUCGCCUUAACCCUUCUUCAAAAGCCCUAACCCCUGCCCUCACCGCGACGACAACACUCCAACGAAGUACCACUCGGACGACAAUCUGUGAAGAACGACGAAGCCCUCCCUUCCGCGCUGUCGCUCGCUUCCUGCUUCUUCGCUUCCGUGAAGAACGACGAAGCCCUCCUUUCCGCGUUGCCACUCGCUUUCUGGCAGCCACCUCGUCUUCCUCCACUCCUCCCUCCACUCUGCCACUCUCUGUCUGCAUCAUCAAGAAUGGAGCCUCUGACUUAGCUUUACGCGUAUCAAUAUAAUAUGGGGCUUCUCUUGAUUGAGAAAAAAGAGUGGAGCUCUAACUAUAAUGAGCUGAAUCAAGAUUUGGCAGAAGUGAAGGAUGCUCUUGAAAGAGAAAAAUCUGCUCAUUUAAUUGCCAUCUUUGAGGCAAAGAAGCGGGAAGAGCAUCUGAGGAAGGCCUUGGGUGUUGAGAAAGAAUGUGUGCUUGAUCUAGAGAAGGUUGUGCGAGAAAUGCGCUCAGAGCACACAAAUAUUAAAUUUUCUGCAGAGUCAAAGUUGGCGGAAGCAAAUGCAUUGGUUGCUAGCAUUGAAGAGAAAUCUUUAGAAGUGGAAGGGAAGUUGCGCUCUACUGAUGCCAAACUUGCAGAAAUAAGCAGAAAGAGUUAAGAGAUUGACAGAAAAUCACACGAUCUUGAGUCUCAAGAAGCUUUGCUUCGAAGGGAUCGCUUAUCUCUGAUUGCAGAGCAAGAAGCACAUGAGAGUACUUUAUCAAAGCAGAGAGAGGACUUGCGAGAAUGGGAAAAGAAAUUGCAGGAGGGGGAAGAGAGGCUAGCCAAAGGUCAAUAGAUUUAAAAAUAUGUCAUCCUCCUUUGGUAUUUCAGUUCUCUAGCCAUAAUUCCCCAUUGUGCUCAAUAGAUUUAAAUGUAUAGGAAUGUGUUCAAGACGAGCAUAUUGGGAAGCAGUGUGAUAGUGUUGACGGAGGUGGAGGUGAACAAGGUGGUUCUGAUGAACCAAGGGAACAUGUUCAUCCCUGCUGAGAUCUAAGAAGCUGGGUUUAGGAACUGCUUAUAUUCAUGGCAUGCAUGCAUCUCGAAAUUUUGUUGUCAUCAUGGAUGCUGAUCUGUCGUACCAUCCAAAAUAUUUGCCAAAAUUCAUUAGCAAGCAAAUGGAAGCUAGAGCAGAUAUAAUUACUGGUACUCGUUAUGUUAAAGGUGGUGGUGUGCAUGGAUGGAAUCUUAUGCGCAAACUAACAAGCAGGGGAGCAAAUGUUCUUGCUCAAACAUUUUUAUGGCCUGGUGUCUCAGAUUUGACAAGAUCAUUUAGACUUUAUAGGAAGUCUAUGCUUGAAGACAUCAUUAGUUGCUGCAUUAGUAAGGGAUAUGUCUUUCAAAUGGAGAUGAUAGUCAGAGCAUCCAGAAAAGGAUAUCAUAUUAAAGAGAACCAACCUUGUCCCAACCGAACCUUUAAUCACUUAUACCCAAAACCUUGUGCUGAGGAAUCAGAAUCAGAAUCACCCCUUCCGAGACACCCCAGACCAUGGACCCCAGAGGGUAUCAAUUAGAAGUAUUUGAAGUUGCAAAGAAGAGGAAUACAAUAGCAGUGUUGGAUACAGGUGCUGGUAAGACCUUAAUAGCUGUGUUGGUUAUGAAGAACAUUGGUCAAGCUAUCAGGUCUAGUAUGUGCUUUGUUUUGAGGCAAUUAGUGAACUUAUUGGUGCUAGUUCCAACGGUAGUUGUGCCUUUUAUUUGGUCACCUUGUGAAAUUUUCCUUAACCUACAAAAUUAGAUAGGUCUUGGUCUUCAGUAGCUAUCCAUGAGAUUUAGAACGAUGUUGAACACAUAAACAACUCAUAAAAGAGAAAAUUUUCUAAUAGCAUUGAAUUUUCUGGACCUUGGAAUUCUUCUCAGCAUUAGCUUUAUUAUUUUCUAUUAAUCGUACUCUUUUUUUGUGAGUUAUAUUAUUUGCUUAUCACUAGGCAUAAACAUUGCCGGCAGUUCAAUACAGCAAAGUAAAGCAUUUAAUGAUUAGUUAAACCUAUGAUGCUACAAAAUUUCACAUUUAAUCUACAUAUGAAACUUCUCUCAUGUUGGCAACUUGAGGUUCAGGUUAGGUUCUGCAGUCAUUGUUUCGUUUUUCAUUAAUUUGUGAGUUAUUAAUAUAUCUAGAUGCUGUUCAUGAUUUCUUGUAUAGUAAAAAAAACUUGAUUAGAGUUUUGAAUAGAGUAGUAACUCUUAAAUAACAAGAGAAUAAUGUAAUUUUACAUUGUAUGUGAGUUUGAAUGGUUCUGGAGCUGUGGCUUCAUCAGUUCCCAGUUCAUCAGCUUUCUUCGGAAGCAUCUUGAAGAAGGUUAUAUCAAGAAUCCCCAGCAGCAGCAAGGUUUCCUCCGGAAGCUUCAAGAUUGUGGAGAUCGAUGAGGACAAGCAGACAGAUAAGGACAGAUGGAAAGGGUUGGCCUAUGAUAUCUCAGAUGACCAGCAAGACAUCACAAGAGGGAAGGGUAUUUUGUAGCUUUUAAUGUGUAUUUUGUAGUUUUUAAAGGUAGAAGAUAAUGUAAUAGUUGUUGGAAUUAUAAUGCAUGUAUUACAAAUUCAUGGGUAGUUGUUAUCAUUUCGAUUUUUUGUUAGAGCUUGUCAUGUGAUCAACCACUAUAUUUGGUGUACAAG